AUGAGGGAGAACCAAACUUGGGUCAGAGAAUUCAUUUUAUUGGGAUUCCAACUUCAGCCAGAGAAGCAGAUGAUACUGUUUGGACUAUUCUCUUUGUGUUAUGCCUUAACCCUGCUGGGAAAUGGGAUCAUUUUAGGACUCAUCUUACUCGACUCUAGACUGCAUACUCCCAUGUACUUCUUUCUCUCCCACUUGGCCAUCGUUGACAUAGCCUAUGCCUGCAACACAGUGCCCCAGAUGCUGGCGAACCUCCUGAACCUGGCCAAAUCCAUCACCUUUGCUGGCUGCAUGACACAGACGUUUCUUUUUCUGACUUUUUCUCACACUGAAUGUCUUCUCCUUGUGGUGAUGUCCUAUGAUCGGUAUGUUGCCAUCUGCCACCCCCUCCGCUAUUCUGUUAUUGUAAGUUGGAAGCUCUGCACCUCCCUGGUGGUGGCCUCAUGGAUAUGUGGUGCCCUCCUCUCCCUGGUCCAUAUGAUUCUCAUCCUGAGGCUGCCCUUCUGUGGACCUCAUGAAAUUAAUCACUUCUUCUGUGAGAUCCUGUCUGUCCUCAGAUUAGCCUGUGCUGAUACCACACUCAACAAAAUAGUCAUCUUUGCAGCAUGCAUCUUCAUUUUGGUGGGGCCCCUCAGCUUAGUGCUUGUGUCCUACACGCGCAUCCUAAUGGCCAUCCUCAGGAUCCACUCAGGAGAGGGUCGCAGAAAGGCCUUUUCCACCUGCUCUUCACACCUCUGUGUGGUUGGGCUCUUCUUUGGCAGUGCCAUUGUCAUGUACAUGGCCCCCAAAUCUCGCCACCCUGAGGAGCAGCAGAAAGUCCUUUCCUUAUUUUAUAGCCUCUUCAACCCAACACUGAAUGCUCUUAUCUACAGCCUGAGGAAUGCAGAGAUGAAGAGUGCCCUGAGGAGAGUGCUGUGGAAACAGAGAUUGGUGUGA
Molecule: messenger RNA, 933 nt
Organism: Suncus etruscus (white-toothed pygmy shrew)
Lineage: Eukaryota; Metazoa; Chordata; Mammalia; Eulipotyphla; Soricidae
Product: olfactory receptor 2A1/2A42-like
Exons: 1
Coding region: 1-933 (310 amino acids)
Biological process (GO): G protein-coupled receptor signaling pathway
Cellular component (GO): membrane
Molecular function (GO): G protein-coupled receptor activity; olfactory receptor activity
Source: RefSeq, a predicted model, not a curated record